AUGUUGGAGCCUGACUGGAGUAAAGAGAUUGUCCAUGUGACAGAUAGGCCCAUAGCACAGGCACUGGCACUUAAGCAGGAUGAGGAGAACAUCCACCUAGAGGUGCAAAGACAGAAGGAUGAGACACCAGACUUCCAGAGGGCGCUAUUUCGCAGGGGACAUCUGGCUGUGGGAAGCAGGCUCGCGCUGAAAUCCCAGACUUGGUCUUCCCUGACAGGGCUGCAGCACUAUCUGCUCCGGAAGGACAACUACGCCGAGCGGGUCGGGGCGGGCGCGCCGGUCUACCUGGCGGCGGUCCUGGAGUACCUGACCGCCGAGAUCCUGGAGCUGGCGGGCAACGCGGCCCGCGACAACAAGAAGACCCGCAUCAUCCCGCGCCUCCUGCAGCUGGCCAUCCGCAACGACGAGGAGCUCAACAAGCUCCUAGGAAACGUCACCAUCGCGCAGGGCGGCGUCCUGCCCAACAUCCAGGCCGUGCUGCUGCCCAAGAAGACCGAGAGCCACCACAAGGCCAAGGGCAAGUCACGUCCCCAGGUGAAAACCAUUCACCAAUAGAGGAGAAACACAAUGGCCACCAAGACAGAGUUGGGCCCCAUAGCAAGGGAGAGGAAGUACGCCC
Molecule: messenger RNA, 619 nt
Organism: Cebus imitator (Panamanian white-faced capuchin)
Lineage: Eukaryota; Metazoa; Chordata; Mammalia; Primates; Cebidae
Product: histone H2A type 1-like
Exons: 4
Coding region: 1-555 (184 amino acids)
Cellular component (GO): nucleosome
Molecular function (GO): protein heterodimerization activity; DNA binding; structural constituent of chromatin
Source: RefSeq, a predicted model, not a curated record